Molecule: messenger RNA, 4692 nt
Organism: Lepisosteus oculatus (spotted gar)
Lineage: Eukaryota; Metazoa; Chordata; Actinopteri; Semionotiformes; Lepisosteidae
Product: leucine-rich repeat-containing protein 3-like
Molecular function (GO): protein binding
Source: RefSeq, a predicted model, not a curated record
AUUAAAGGGGGAGGAGAAGAGAGGGCGAGAGGAUUCGAUGCCGGACGUGUUUCGCCACUUUGACGGGCUCGAAGGAAGAAUUCGCGGUUUUACCGCGUUGACUGAGAAAUAUGGAGAUGCCGGCCGGUAAAGAUUCAAUCUCCAGCCCGUGGCUGGGUUUCCUUGGGAAUCUCCCCGUGGGAGAAAUGGAUGUAUCCAUCUGAUCGACGGCUCAGGAUGUGCCCAUACCCGGCAGUCUGCCGUUCAGUUUUGGUUUAAUUCUCUGGAAGUUGGGAUACAUCUCGUACGACAACUUUCCGGUGGAAUGAACGAUGCAGCCCAACUUUAAAUGUCUAGAUGUGCCGAGACGCUGCUUUCGGGUUGUAAAUAUGAAUGUAUGACUUUGAGAUUGUUAAUUUUGUUUUACUCGCAGUUCUUUUUUUUUGUUUUGUUUUUCUGAUUGAUUUCAUUAAUCCAAAACCAGUUAAGACGGUGCUGGUCAUUUUCUUUUUUUUAGCAAGCUAUAUGCCUGUUGCUUACCACGCUGGACAGGGCUACCAAACAGGAUUCCAGAUGGAUGCUGUCGUAAGCUGACCCGCCACACUCUUCCGCCUCCUUCUCCUCCGCGGCCCCAGUGGUGUCGGCUAUGUUAGGGAGAUGGGUGGCAGCUGGCACGCGCGAUCGCUGUCAGAGCAGCUGCGCUGGGCGGUGCUGGUGCUCUCCCUGUGUGGGCAGGGCGCCCUCUUGUGCCCGGAGGGCUGCCAGUGCGCCUGGGACAGCGGCACUGUGCACUGCGCCAACGCCGGCCUGCGGGAGGUGCCCACGGACAUACCCAGGGACACCGUCAGCCUCCACCUCGAGGGGAACCAGAUCAGUACCAUCCCGGACGGGGCGUUCCAGAACCUGCCCCACCUGCGGGACCUUUACCUGUCCCACAACCGCAUCGAGAACCUCUCCCCGGGGGCCUUCCGCCACCUGAGCCCGGACCUCAAGCUCCUGGACUUGUCGGACAACCAGCUGCGCCAGGCCAACCGGGAGGACUUCGGCUCCACCAGGGCCAAGACCCGGCUCUACCACAACCCCUGGCACUGCACCUGCGCCCUGCAGGAGCUGAUGGAGACGCUGAACCUGGAGCCCGAGACGGUGAACGGCAUCGUGUGCGAGAGCUCGGCGCGGGGCGGCGAGCACGCCGGGCAGCCCCUGGUCAAGCUGCUGGACGCCGGGGUGAACUUCUGCAGCCUCCAGCGCAAGACGACCGACGUGGCCAUGCUGGUCACCAUGUUCGCCUGGUUCGGCAUGGUGAUCGCCUACGUGGUCUACUACGUGCGGCAGAACCAGGCCGAGGCCCGCCGCCACCUGGAGUACCUCAAGAGCCUGCCCAGCCCCCGCAAGACCCCCACUGAGACGGACACCCUCAGCACCGGCUUCUGAGGAGACCCCUCCCCCUCUGCCUCGAUGCUCUCGGACUCCCCGGACACAGCACUGGACCGUGACUCCAGGAACCCAAGGAUCCCAGCCUGGCUGGGCUCUUCCUGUGCUGCUGAUGGGUGAGGGGUGAAUCGGCUCUCCGCCCACACAUGCUGAAAUCAAAGCCCCCCCCAAUCUCCUCCCUGCUGGGCACCUUGGUUGUGCUUUUCAGAUUCCCAUGAUGAGCUCCAGAGCCGCACACAUCCAAACAGCUCUCACGGCCGGGAAACUGCUCUGGACUUCACUGCAGCACGAGCUCCAAAUUGCUUGUUACUUAUGCAGCUGGAGCCGUCAUAAUAUUUUGAACACCUUAUGAUUAAAACAUGGCGUGCUGUGGAGUGCGAGAACUGGCCUUUGUGCAUCUAGGCCGUAUGGAAAUUUCUGCUGCAUGUGAUCAAAACAUGCCACUGUGCAGUUUAACAGAUGUAAAGCAGAAAGGUUUUAUUUUAGAAGGUCGGCAGAGAGGCUCUGCUUCUUUUGUCAGCAAGGCCUGUAAUUAUGAAGCUCACUGCUGAGGGGGGGUCGCAGAGCGAGAACGGGGGGUCCUGUUGAUGGCUCUUCAAACCUGCUUCAUGCAUCUGCUGCAGGUUUGCAAGCUGUAACCUAACUUUCAUGUGCAACUACACCAAUAAGUCCCUUAUCAUUUCGAGGGGCUGUUAUGCAGUUUCUGUGCAGUAAUCCCGAGGAUAAGCUGAUCCCCACUGACACUGGCACUGAGGCUGAAAGCUAGUUUGCUUUUAUUGUCUUGAGAAAUGUCUGAAAGCGGCCAGAUUAAGGAUGACUGAAACUUCUUUCCAUUUAAUUUUCUGCAUGCUGACAUGCAGUCCCGUCCCCCCCAUUGAGAAAGCCCCCUGCUCCAGCCAGUGGUUAAUCAAGGUGUCCCCCCACCUCAUGCACCCCAUUCCUAUUCCUAUGCCCCCCCCAGUAUUUUGUGCAGUUGUACAGUAAAUGUCCUCAAUGAAUAGAAUCUGGAAUCCAUCUGUUCACCUACGCUACUCGGGCAGAGUACAGAAGUGAAACUUGUCGUUUCUAAACAGCAGGUUACUCCUGUUGGCUUUUCAAUCCCUUUAAAGAAAAUAGCACGACCCUUUACUUGCUACCCUUUGUAAUAAGGGCUGGUGCGAGGUGGACAGCUGUAUUGUUUUUUUUGGAGCUAUGAACAAGAAGCCUUAAUUAGAAUUUGUUUGGGUGGUAUGGUUAAAAUUCUACCAGUAUCCUUUUUUAUUUUGACAGUGUAAUAUUAUGUCAUAUACUACAGCUUUAGGCCAUUAGGUCAUGUUUUAUGCAGUUCGCAACAUUUGGGAGAGCUGGUUAUUUAAAAGCAUUUAUUUUUUCAUUUUUUAAAUUCUGAAUGAGUUAUCCUACAACAUGCAUGUUUUUUCAAAAUUAGUGAGAUUUAAUCUUCUUCUAACAGCCCAUUGUUAAAAAAAACUUUGGUCCUAAACGAGUGGAUUGUUAAGUUACAUUAAGUGGAAGCUCUUGAAAGCUGGAAGGUUAUUCACUGUCCCUCCAGCAGGUGGUGCUGUUCUGACCCCAUCAGUGUGGUAGCAGCCAGCAUUGUCAUUGAUUGACAUCAUGCAUUAAUAGCUGCUGUUUAAAAAUGCAUUGAGUUCAAGAGCAAUAGCAUCAAUUCAGAAGAGGCAAAUCUCAACGGGGCUAACUUUGCAAAGCAAUCAGCGUUGCACUGUGUGCGGUGGCGAUGGAAAUAGAAAUGAUAAUUUAUACAAUGGGAAAAUUGCAAACACAGAAAAGGUGUUCUGGGUGUAAGAAAGUGGCUUUAACCUCCACAAGAGCUGAGAGAGAGCCAUUAGUGAUACAAAAAAAUUUGGGGAAUAAUUCUUUUCAUGCCAGACGUGUUAAUAUUUUCAAGCAGAAAUGUCAUGGUCACUUAUAACACGGGAAACACAGGAUGUGAGUAUAUUUUCCCCUCUUGCACCUAUUUAUUGGGAUAGUGUGGGGGGCGAAUUGUCAAGUACUCAAUAAAAGUGGAAUGAUGGUUGAACAAGAGCACCAAAGCUUAGAUAAUACCCUUUUUCUCUUUGGAAAGUUGAAAUGGUAUAAAAAAUUACCAUAAAGGCUUACUGGGUGUGGCAUCGUGAUUACAUAACACAGGUCACUAACAGGAACCAGUCCUUUAUGUGUGUGACAGUAAUCCUGCGUGGAGUAGCAGCGGGGCUGGGCGUACAGAUGGUGUUGAGAAAAGAGCUGUGUAGCCCUGCCUGUUCCUUUACGAACAGGGCAGUGGAGAGUCAGGAUGAGUCCUACCAGGAAAGCCCAGCUACAGCUGCUGCAGUUCUCCCUGUGAGGGAGGUUCUGGGCCCUGACUGCUCCAACCCCCCCCACGCUGUAUAAAUGGCUAUCGGUCAACUCCAGGUCAGCCACAGUGCGUGCGGGUCUCACAGGAGGAAGAAAAGCUCUGGCCUCCUGAGCUUCUUAGCUCUGAGUUUGGGCUUUAACACUUACUUUCCUUGCAACUCGCAAAAUCCACACAUGAAAAACCAAGUGAAUCACGCCGCACCCUGAAAGGAUCCUGUAAUGGGGGGAGUGUUCCUCUCUCCUAUCGAAAGAUGUCCAGUUCUAGCUUAUUCUACACCUCUUCCAGCCCGCAGAGGUGCUGGCCGCAUGGUUCUUCCUUUUGAGCCCAGCCUGGGUGUGAAGUGGUGCUUCUCUGUCUGUCUCCCACAGUCCUCGGGGGCGGAGGACCCCCCCCACCCGUCACCAAAGCACGUCAAACAGAUUGUAUUCUGUGCCUUGGCUCAUGGAGUCGGCCUCUCGCACCUGCCGUUUUUGUUCCAAAAAGCACAGUACCAGCUUUCUAAAAAAAAUGUCUAAUCUACCCUCCUCAUUCUCUCAGUCUUUUCCCAGGGUAUUAAGCUUCAUUUAGCUUUUUUUUUAAAGACAUUUAGCUUCUUUUGUCACCUUCUCACGUCCUGCUGCGAGUGCUGCUGGGGUCAUGGUAAGGGGCUUCACUGAAAGCGUCACCCUUUGCUUUUUUGUUUAUAACACAUUAGGCUUUGCCGCCACCACUUUAAUCGGUUUCCCAGUGUUAUAGCAAGGAAUUAAAAAGCAAAGUUUGUGUUUCGUACUUGUUCAAAGGUUCCCUGUUGAUGUUUGUCACUCCAAGCUCUAGGCUUUUCAAAAUUGUGGAAGUUUACAGUUCUAUGUACCCUCCCCCUCACCCUCAUUUACUUUUUAUGUGUAUGAAAAUGGUUUCCAAAGACCCAAUUAAAAAAAAGUAUUCAAUUA